Callithrix jacchus (white-tufted-ear marmoset) is the source of this 2493-nucleotide messenger RNA. RefSeq names its product olfactory receptor family 8 subfamily D member 4 (gene OR8D4). Gene Ontology annotation, biological process: G protein-coupled receptor signaling pathway. Lineage: Eukaryota; Metazoa; Chordata; Mammalia; Primates; Cebidae. The record is from RefSeq and is a predicted model, not a curated record. Gene Ontology annotation, molecular function: G protein-coupled receptor activity; olfactory receptor activity. Gene Ontology annotation, cellular component: membrane.
GAAAUCAUAUUGUCCUCGGAUACUUAUUUACUGUAACACCUUUUAACAUCUCCCUACAAUUAUUAUUUUGCUGAACACCCUUGGAAACUUUGAUGUAGAAAUUAUAAUUUACCUUCACAGUAGAUAUCUUCUCUAUAGGAAAUCCUGGAGGGAGACUCAGCCCUUGGCAAAUGUGUCACUAGCAGAGGUAUUCUCAUAGUCCCCAGCCUCUUGUUUAUGAACGUACUUAACUAAUUUGCCUUAAGAUACUGUGGAGUUCUUAUUAGGGGAAAGGGAAUCAGGCUGGUGUGAGCAAGGAAAAGCAAAAAGAGAAAGCAGAUGAGCUACAAGUCUGCCUUUCUUCACAGUCCAGGACACACAGCCCUCCUAUACAAAUAACUCACAGUCUUCCUGUACCCACCUAUCACCAGACACCAGCAAGUUAGCUCCCUGCAACCUUGGCGUUUUCAACACUGCACAAAGCCCUCUUCAACAAACGGCAUAAUCACCAUCCUAUAAAAUCUUCAGCAAGCCUUUGUUUCUCUACAGUCCGCUUCUGCUGACUAGCCUGUUGUCUCCCUGGCAACGUGUUUUCCUACUUUCUCUAAUAAGUCUGCCUUCCUUUACCUACAACUGUCUUGGUAAAUUCCUUUACCCUUGUGCCAGCAGUUGGCAUUUCCCCACAACAGAAAUCCCCUGGUUUUAAUCAUUAGUCUUGUCUCUAACUCUGGAGAAAAAGGUUCUGUCCUUUGUUAAGAGAAUUUGUUCCACUGGAGGGUUUGGAAAAGAGUGUAUAUGGUUCCUAACAUCUAUGAGUAGGUAGAUGCUUACUGACCCCAUUUUAUCUUAAUGUUCACUUUUGGGUUUUCAUAACACAAAGUCAGUGUUUUCAUAGAUAGAAAUACCUGGGCUAUAAGGAAUUAGAGGCAAGGUGGGAUUCUAUCUAUCUAAUUUGAUUUUUUCUCUCUCAUCUCCAUAGAUUUCUCAGAGAAUGGGUAUAAGAAACCAUUCCACAGAGACUGAGUUUCUUCUUUCAGGAUUAACUGAACAACCAGAGCUUCAGCUGCCCCUUUUCUGCCUCUUCUUAGGAAUUUAUACAGUUACUGUGGUGGGAAACCUUGGCAUGAUCUCAGUAAUUAGGCUGAAUCCUCAACUUCAUACCCCCAUGUACUACUUUCUGAGUAGUUUGUCUUUUUUAGAUUUCUGCUAUUCUUCUGUCAUUAUCCCUAAAAUGCUAUCAGGGUUUUUAUGCAGAGAUAGAUCCAUCUCCUAUUCUGGAUGCAUGACUCAGCUGUUUUUUUUCUGUGUCUGUGUUAUUUCUGAAUGCUACAUGCUGGCAGCCAUGGCCUAUGAUCGCUACGCGGCCAUCUGCAGCCCACUGCUCUACAAGGUCAUCAUGUCCCCUAGGGUCUGUUCUCUGCUCGUGGCUGCUGUCUUCUCAGUAGGUUUCACUGAUGCUAUGAUCCAUGGAGGUUGUAUACUAAGGUUGUCUUUCUGUGGAUCAAACAUCAUUAAACAUUAUUUCUGUGACAUCGUCCCUCUUAUUAAACUCUCCUGUUCCAGCACUUAUAUUGAUGAGCUUUUGAUUUUUGUCAUUGGUGGAUUUAACAUGGUGGCCACAAGCCUGACAAUCAUCAUUUCAUAUGCUUUCAUCCUCACCAGCAUCCUGCACAUCCACUCUAAAAAGGGCAGGUGCAAAGCCUUUAGCACCUGUAGCUCCCACCUGACAGCUGUUCUUAUAUUUUAUGGGUCUCUGAUGUCCAUGUAUCUCAAACCUGCUUCUAGCAGUUCACUUGUCCAGGAGAAAGUAUCCUCAGUAUUUUAUACCACUGUGAUUCCCAUGUUGAAUCCCCUGAUAUAUAGUCUGAGGAACAAGGAAGUGAAAAAUGCCCUGAUGAAACUUGUAAGAAGAAAAACAUCUUCAUCUUUGUGACAAAUAUGUUCUUUAUUAAUAUCUAUUUAUGUAUUCAUAAUCAUGAUUAUAUGUAUGUUUAUACCUUGACUCUUUAAAAGUACUUUGAAAUCAGAUGAAAUUACAUAUAUUUAGGUUACUAAAUAUAUGCACAGAUAAUUACAUUGAAAAUGUAAAACAACAUAUAUGAAAGUGAAAAGUUAAAAAUAUUUUACAUUUAAAGUUAAUACCGUUUGAACAACAGUUUUUAUAAUUAGUUUCCUGAAUCCAAGCCCAAAAGGAAAUCACCAUCAUGGUGUACUACAUGGUCAUAUCAGAAGAAAAACACACCUAAUUUAAAAAAAAAAUUGACCUGUGUGAUGGAAAUUAUUACAACAAUUUUAUAAUAAAUGUGGGAGAAUUUUUCUUGAUUGUUUCUUGUAAAGGUCUUAUUAAAAGUCAAUAUUAUCUUACAGUAUAAUUCAAUGAAGAAGAUUCAACAAAGGACUAAACUAAUAUGGUCUCAGCAUUUGACAUCUGAUGAUUGAAGAAUAAGACUUACAGUGUCUAGAUGAACAGAUGAUGUUUAUAAUCUUAUAAAUAUCGUGGUUUUUUUUCCAUGA